AUGCGUAACGUCUUGCUUAUCCUCGCCUGCGGCGCCCAACUCGCCGCCGCGCACGAUCUACAAGCAAAAACUGAGCACAUUGUCCAUCUCUCCAGUGAAAAGCACCACGAUUCGCUCGCGAGAGACUAUCCCAAUGCACUCCACGCCAUCACGCACCUGCCGUCGGUUCCAGCUCUGAUCCUCGACCUAACGCCGGCCGAGGCCACGGCGCUCAAGCGCGACGACCGCGUCCGCGCCGUGGACGAAGCCGCAACGGUUUCGCUCCCGGACACGCCGACGCGGAGACAGCUGGCCGACGCCAACGCGACGGACGUCGAGGCCCUCGUCGGCGGCCGCGCCGGCAACUACUGGUUCGACCGCUCGCACUCGCUCGGCGAGCCCUGGAACUUAGGGAAGACGGACUGGUACGACAAGAGCCACAGCCAGGGCAAGCCCUGGAAUUUAGAUAGGAUCAACGGCCGCCUCGACGGCGACGACUCGACGAAGCUCAGUGGAAAAGGUGUUAACAUCUUCGUCCUCGACACUGGUUUAGAUACAACACAUCCGGAAUUCAAGGUGUGCGGCCUCGGCGUCUUCCUAGCCUGA
This is a messenger RNA of Pelagomonas calceolata, 585 nucleotides long. Lineage: Eukaryota; Pelagophyceae; Pelagomonadales; Pelagomonadaceae. The record is from the annotation of a GenBank genome assembly.